AUGUUGUUAAGUACACUUAAAGAGGAAGUAAUAAAGAAUCCUAACCUUGCUCCACGUUUUGAAAUCAUCGUUGCCAGUAUUGGUGGUGAUUUCCCUAUUGAAGAAUAUUGUGUUGAAGGAAAAAUUCAUUAUUGUAAUGACCUUGGUCGCGGCAUAACUUCUUUUGGCCACCACGGUAUACAAAUUCUUGGACGCUUUCUAAAUCGAAGUUCAUUUAAACUUGUUUGCGGAAAUUAUGUUGCUAAGAAAUGUUCUGAGAAUGUUGAAUAUCAAUUGGUAGAACCAGAAGAUGACAAUAAUGCUGAAAUCAGAAAUAUUUAUAUUACAAAUAUUACUUUUGCUUAA
This is a messenger RNA of Meloidogyne enterolobii, 345 nucleotides long. The record is from the annotation of a GenBank genome assembly. Lineage: Eukaryota; Metazoa; Nematoda; Chromadorea; Rhabditida; Meloidogynidae.